Geodia barretti is the source of this 402-nucleotide messenger RNA. Lineage: Eukaryota; Metazoa; Porifera; Demospongiae; Tetractinellida; Geodiidae. The record is from the annotation of a GenBank genome assembly.
AUGCAGAACCAUCUCGCUUCCGACGAGAUCAUCACGAGCAUCGAGGUCAGCGCCAAGCAGGCCAACCAGGGAAUGGCGUAUGCGAAGUUCUCGCACCCGGCAUCCCGGUACGCCGUCGUGGGCGCUGCCGCAUCGGUCACCGUAGAGGGUGGCACGGUCACGGCGGCCAGCGUUGCCGUUGGCGGCGUCGAGGCUGCUCCGACCAUGGGCAGUUCCGUCGCGGCCUGUCUUGUCGGCAAGGAGCCGACGGACGCUGCGCUCGACGAGGCCGCCGCAGCCAUCUGCAGCGACAUCGGGGACGACGUGCUGAGCGACAUCUUCGCCUCGGAGGACUACCGCAAGGCGAUGGCCGUCGUGUACACGCGACGCGCCUUGGGCUGCGCGGUGGAGUGCGCGGGCUAG